Molecule: messenger RNA, 3102 nt
Organism: Cololabis saira (Pacific saury)
Lineage: Eukaryota; Metazoa; Chordata; Actinopteri; Beloniformes; Belonidae
Gene: zdhhc16b
Product: zinc finger DHHC-type palmitoyltransferase 16b
Exons: 10
Coding region: 167-1267 (366 amino acids)
Biological process (GO): protein palmitoylation
Cellular component (GO): Golgi apparatus
Molecular function (GO): palmitoyltransferase activity
Source: RefSeq, a predicted model, not a curated record
UGUUACAGCGUUGUACAGUCGGUGUUGCUGUGGUUGAUGUAAACCUCUACAUUUAUUGAUCAUGACCUGACUGUAGUGCUUCAGUUUGUCCUCCUGGUUCUCUUGUCCAGGUCGAGUGUUUAGGCAGAGAGGAGGAGGAGGAGGAGGAGGUGGUGGUCGUGGUGGCAUGCGUAUGGGCAGCAGCUGGAGGUGGCAGCUCUCCCGGGCCAUGCGACUGGCGCUGCGUUGGUGCCGACUGUGCCGCCUGCAGAGAGGAGGCCUGAGCGGGACCAACAGACCCUGGACGGGCGGCAGGCUGCCGGAGCUGUGGAGCUACAGCAGACUGCUGCUGAACUCCCUGUACUUCAACAGCCUCACUAACUUUGACACGGUGCUGGACUGUGCGUUUGAACCCGUCUACUGGAUUGUGGACAACAUGACCCGCUGGUUUGGAUUGGUGUUUGUCUGUCUCGUUGUCCUGCUGACAUCCUCCGUCGUGGUCAUCGUCUACCUGUUUGUCCUGCCUACAAUCUUCAGCACUUACUCCGUGUUCUGGAUUUUCUGGCAUGUCUGCUGCGGCCACUGGAUUCUCGUCAUGGUGACGUUCCACUACUACAAGGCCACCACCACCUCCCCCGGACACCCACCCAAGGACAAACUAAACUUCCCCUCUGUCUCCGUCUGCAAGAAAUGUAUCACCCCAAAACCAGCAAGGACGCACCACUGCAGCAUCUGCAACGUGUGUGUCAUGAAGAUGGACCACCACUGCCCCUGGCUGAACAACUGCGUGGGCCACCUGAACCAUCGCUACUUCUUCUCCUUCUGCCUCUACAUGACCCUGGGCUGCAUCUACUGCAGCGUCAGCAGCAGGAACCUGUUUCUGGAGGCUUACAACGCCGUCGAGACUUACUAUCAGACACCUCCACCAGAGUAUAGCCUCAGAGACAACUCUGCUCACAAGAGCAUCAUCUUCCUCUGGGUCCUGACCAGCUCGGUGGCAGUCGCCCUGGGAGGACUCACCCUGUGGCACGCGCUGCUCAUCAGCGCAGGAGAGACCAGCGUGGAGCGCCACAUCAACCGGAAAGAAGCCAGGAGGCUGAGGGAGAGAGGCAAGGUGUUCAGAAAUCCAUACCAUCAUGGCUUAAUAAACAACUGGAGGUUACUUUUGGGUGUGGAGUCAAGAAGGCACUGGUUGACGCGGGUCCUCUUACCCUCCGGCCAUCCUCCCAGCGGAGACGGCAUCACGUGGGACUGCACCUUCACCAGGAGAGACCCCAUGGCCAUCUGACCUCCCGCCUUACGUUGCUCCGGUUUUUCCACAUAUCAACAACAAACUGGCAUUCACACAGCGAGCAAUGGUAGCUCGCUCGUUUCUGAGCGUGUGCCUCAGGGAGACGCUCCCUGAUAUUUUCCACCAUUGCCUCAUACAUUUUCUUUAAACUGACUGCAUUGUUCUCAAUGAACUGACCAACGGGUGCUGCUGGCCAGCACACGACUACGGCGCGUUCACACCUGGUUGUAUUAAAGCAAACUCUGGUAUUGGUGCCAAUGCUGGUGCAGUUCACUUAAACGUGCUGCUCGGCGUGCACCAAACAAGCGGGCAGAGUCCCUUUUAAAAGGUGGCUGUCAGAGCAAACCAGGAUUGACAAAUGUCGUCAAUCCAUCCAGUCAGUUUGUGGAGGCCAAACGAACCGGGACCGUCUUCUAGUGAACUGAACUAAGUGGAUCCUUUUCUGCUUUGGUCUGGACCAAAAAUACCAAACUGCAGGUGUGAAUGCACGUCAAGAGCAGCUGUGCACCAAAUACAAUUACACCAACUCAUCUGUAGGCAAACAAUUCAGUCUCAAAAGGGAUUUCAACCACGUUUGUGGAGAGGUUUGUUUAAGAAGCCAAAAGGCACAUUUUGUCAGACGAAAGCCACCUAUUUCCUCUGUGUAACAGCAGAAAGACGUGGGCAGGAAUGUGUCUCUAAAUCAGCGGCCUUCAGUUAAAUAUGUAACCUCACAAAUCCAGCCGAGCAGGCAGUGCUUGGAAAGGCUGAAACAUUACCGUUGGUGCUGGAUGUCGCGUUUCCCGCCCAGCAGACCCAGACAGAAGCUUCGUGUGAUCCAGUGGAGGUCACACUUAUGUAAGAAUAGUGAUUUAUGUUGGAUUUUUAAAUAUCAAUUGUGUACAAAUAUAUUAAUAUUUGGCAACUGCCACAUUACUCUAUUUCUGUUAAAGCCCCUCUAUGUAGCAAUACCACCAAGUUCACCUCAUUAGGUAUUACACGAUGUGCUGGACCGCCCCCUCUCAUGAGCACAAUAUUAUCAGCACGGCAGAUUAAAAUGCCCCAUGUGGUCAGGGGUGGUAUUACUACAUAGAGUGCCUUUAAAGCUUCCACAUUUAAGAUGUAUGUUAGAUCUUGUCAUCUUCUGUUAUCCUACAAUAUUUAAAUGUAUUUCCAAUGUACAAGAUAUUUGAAUUGAUGCUGUUCAGCAGUCCAGGUGAGUGAUGAUGUAAAAGGAUGAUUGGCAGCUUUUUCAAACAUAAUGUUGUAAUGUCAACAAUUAAAACCGCAUCACUGAUUUGAGAUGCUUGUGGGUCUGAGCCAAGAGCUCGUCUGCUUGUUUAGAGGUUCAGUUGUGUACUUUAUUAAAUAUAUUUGUAUUUGUGGGUUUUGAGUAGAGGACAGAUCCAAGUUGGGCAGGAAGAUCCUGAUAAUACAGAAUUUAGUUUGUUUUUUUGCAAUGUGUCCUGUGAUAUUUUCAAUGUUGUUUACAACUCUGCAUGUUUACAUUAUGAGUUUUGGUGCGUUUUGGUGCCAAAGAGUAGAAAAGAAACAUUUUUGUCGGGAAUCUGAGGGCGAUAAGAAACUCGCCAGCACUUAUUCUUUCACAUUUCCAAGUUCUUUUGGUUUUUAGUACAGAUGUUGAUGUGUGCCUCGUUUUGUUGUCCUGUGUUGCAAUUAAGUGAAUUUGUCACUUCUACACUUUUAAUCCCCUUUAAAAAUGUCCACAGCAGCAAUUUCAUGAUGUAUAGCCUCGAUAUUAAGUUGCCAUGGAAACGUGAUGUAAUCUGUGAACAGCAGGAGCUGUGCUCCAGUCUCUUUUUAAAUAAAACCAUUUUUUAAACUUCAAGAAA